Messenger RNA from Coniosporium apollinis CBS 100218, 1410 nucleotides. RefSeq lists its product as uncharacterized. Bases 1 to 1410 code for a protein of 469 amino acids. NCBI's taxonomy places the organism in Eukaryota, Fungi, Ascomycota, Dothideomycetes. The record is from RefSeq and is a predicted model, not a curated record. The transcript has a single exon.
AUGGAUGCCGAGUCCAACCAGUUCCCUACUGACGGCUUGCCCGAGGAGGACCACCAGGAUGAAGACUGUCUCAACCUUACCGUCACUGUCCCGAAAGACCACCUCCAUCGGGACACCAAACUGCCCGUCCUUCUGUUUCUCCAUGGUGGGGCGUUCUUCUUGGGAGCCCAUACACGACCGUGCUACUCGCCGCUCACCUUCUGUACGCAAGCACUGGAAGCGUCCAAGCCUCUAGUAUUCGUGGCCGCCAACUACCGACUGGGUGCACUAGGUUUCUUUCACAGUUCAGAAGCUUUCAACCUCAUUCCACCCAACAACGGCUUGCACGACCAACUGCGGUGCUUCGAGUGGAUCCGUAAUAACAUUGCAGAUUUCAACGGUGAUCCGGAAAACAUUACAGCCAUAGGCCAGUCAGCCGGAGGAGAGAGUCUGAGUCUGCACAACAUCAGUGGCAAUCCAACGCCUCUGUACAAGCGCAGCAUCAUCUUUGCCGGCAGCCCGGUGACGAUGCCCUCUAAGACGCCGCAGCAGCACCAGGACAACAUCUUGGAACAGGCUCAGAAACUCGACAUCCCCACUUCAGACCGCUCCAGUGAGGACAUCGCGAAAGACAUGAUCAACAUCGAUGUGGCUAAGAUCCGAGACCUGAGCUUCGUCGGAGCUCCAUGCAGCAGCAGCGAGAUUCUUCCGUAUGAUAAACCGACCAUGCUGCUGACGCGGAAGCAACCGAAGACGCAGGUGCCGUGGCUGGAGGCUCAGAUUGUCGGCUCGGCUACUUUCGACGGAGCUAUCUCAUACAACAUGAUGUCCAAAGACCCAUCGCGCAAGGAUCACGCUACGUCUUUCAUCGGCAUAUCUAAGGAUGUUCUGAAGGAGCCUCAGGCGCUGCUGGACCUCUAUGGGAUCACGGCGGACGACGCAGACGAUGUAGCACUCAGAAAGAUCUGUCAGUUUGAGUCAGACAUAGGGUUCUUUGCUGGCGCUCUCAGCGAAGCCCUGGGCGCAGAGUCCAGCCGCACAAAUACAUACUUCAGUCUCUUCGAUCUAGGUAAUCCAUUCGAUGGACCGCUCGAGAAAGGCAAGUUCGCCACCCACACGUGGGAUAUUGUAGCCCUUCUAGGUGCAUACGAGGACCGCUUGAGCCAGGACUACAAGAUGCACAUCCGAGACUGGAGGUCUAAGAUCGUUGAUUUCGUGUACGGUCAGCAGCCCUGGGCUAAGUGGGACACCAAGGAGGGGAAGGCUUUUGUCAUCAGUAACGACGGGACGCGAAUGGAAGGAAACCGGGGCUACCUUGAAGGAAUCCGGCGUGGAAGGCUGUUGAAAAUUGCGGAGAAGGAGGUGGGAGAGGAAGGCUGGGAUCUGCUGUGGGAAGGGGUCUGUCGACGGUUCUUAAUGAGUGGGAAGUGA